GAAACAGUGUGGGGCCUAGAGCGCUGGGUGGGCGCGUUCUGCGGCCUGAGCAGGGACGGGUAGUGAAGCGGUUACGCCCCUUCUUCGCGUCUUGGCGGGAGCCUGACGCCCCGCUUCUCCCCUAACGAGGUGUCCCACCGGCGCCCGCCGAGGCCUAGGCCUCCGCAGCCGCCCUCCGUCUCCUCAGCCCCGACGCUGCGCCUUGGGCCUUGUGCGCAUUUUUUUCGGGGGAAAACUGAGGCUCGGAGUGCGAAAGUCAGCCGAGGUCGCCCCGCCCAGGACAGAGAAGGGCUGUGGUCGGCUGAUCCGCGGCAUUCCCGGGAUGGCGGCGGCGUGGAUGGCUCCGGCGCAGGAGUCUGUGACCUUCGAGGAUGUGGCUGUGACAUUUACCCAGGAGGAGUGGGGGCAGUUGGACGUGACCCAGAGGGCCUUGUACGUGGAGGUGAUGCUGGAGACCUGUGGGCUUCUGGUCGCACUGGGUGACAGCACAAAACCUGAGACCGUAGAGCCUAUCCCUUCUCAUCUGGCCUUGCCUGAGGAAGUCUCACUCCAGGAACAGCUGGCACAGGGAGUCCCAAGAUACUCCUAUUUGGGGCAGGCCAUGGAUCAAGAUGGGCCAUCUGAAAUGCAGGAAUACUUUUUGAGACCAGGGACAGACCCACAGAGUGAGAAACUCCAUGGGAAAAUGAGCCUUGAACACGAAGGUUUGGCGACAGCUGAUGGUAUUUGUUCAAUGAUGAUACAGAACCAAGUCUCACCAGAAGAUGCUCUCUAUGGAUUUGACUCAUAUGGACCAGUUACAGAUUCCUUGAUUCAUGAAGGGGAAAAUUCCUAUAAAUUCGAGGAAAUGUUUAAUGAGAAUUGCUUCCUUGUUCAGCAUGAGCAGAUUCUCCCUCGUGUGAAGCCCUAUGAUUGCCCAGAAUGUGGGAAAGCCUUCGGCAAGAGCAAACACCUCCUUCAGCAUCACAUCAUCCAUACUGGGGAGAAGCCCUAUAAAUGCCUGGAGUGUGGGAAAGACUUCAACCGCAGGUCACACCUCACACGGCACCAGCGGACUCACAAUGGAGAUAAGCCCUUUGUGUGCAGUGAAUGUGGAAGGACCUUCAAUCGCGGGUCGCACCUUACACGGCACCAGCGGGUUCACAGUGGAGAGAAGCCUUUUGUGUGCAAUGAAUGUGGAAAGGCCUUUACCUACCGCUCCAAUUUUGUCUUGCAUAACAAGAGCCACAAUGAGAAGAAACCCUUCGCAUGCAGCGAAUGUGGAAAAGGCUUUUAUGAGAGUACAGCCCUCAUUCAACACUUCAUUAUCCAUACUGGGGAGAGGCCCUUUAAGUGCCUUGAGUGUGGGAAGGCCUUCAACUGCAGGUCACACCUCAAGCAGCAUGAGCGGAUUCACACUGGUGAGAAGCCCUUUGUGUGCAGUCAAUGUGGAAAGGCCUUCACUCACUAUUCCACCUAUGUCCUGCAUGAAAGAGCCCACACUGGAGAAAAGCCUUUUGAGUGCAAAGAAUGUGGGAAAGCCUUUAGCAUUCGAAAAGACCUCAUUCGACACUUCAACAUCCACACUGGAGAGAAGCCCUAUGAGUGUUUACAGUGUGGAAAGGCUUUUACCCGCAUGUCAGGGCUCACAAGGCACCAGUGGAUUCAUACUGGAGAGAAGCCGUAUGUAUGCAUCCAAUGUGGGAAAGCCUUUUGUCGGACCACAAACCUGAUUCGACACUUUAGCAUCCACACUGGAGAGAAGCCCUAUGAAUGCGUGGAGUGCGGGAAGGCCUUCAACCGCAGGUCACCCCUCACAAGGCACCAGCGGAUUCACACUGCAGAGAAGUCCCACGAACCCAUCCAGAGUGGGAACGUUUCUUGUGAGAGCACAGAUCUCAUUCAACACUCCAUCAUCCACACUGAGAGUAGCCCAGUGAGUGCAGUGAAUAUGGAAACGCCUUCAAUUGCCGCUCAUUCCUCCUCACUCGACAUCAACGGAUUCAUAGUGGAAGAAACCCUACCAUUGUAACAGAUGUGGAAAGACUUUUUACGUACACUUCAGUCAACAUCCAAGAAUUCCUAUUAGCGAAAUAGUUUUUUAAUAUAACCACUGAAGAAAAUCUGUGGUGAGAGGAAACAUCUUACCAUCUGGUCAUUCAUACUGAAGAGAAACUCCAUAAGUAUCAUCUCUGUGGGAAAACCUGUUUUAGAUCAUCAUUUGUCAUCUAAACAAUUAUGUUAGAAAUUGACACAGCCAAGAGUCUUAUUCUACAUCUGAUAAUUCACCCAUGAAAGAGACCCAGUGGUUACUGUGCACUUAGGAAAACCUUCAGCCACAUCUUUCUUAUUAGUUUACAGUGAAAUGUUAUCUCAGGGACAUUCAAACAAAGGAGGAGGAGUCAUAGGGAAGAGAAAGAAAUGGAAGCACAGCUUCUUUCAGACUUCCCUGACAAGCCCAUGGCAAUUUGUCAUCCCCUCCUUAUUUUAUUUGGGAGAGGGAAAUGUUUCAGAAACAAAAGGGCCUCAUCCCCUUUAUUUUCCCUGUGUAUACAUUCACUGCUGUCCAGUGCUGUAGACAAACGGUUUGUUUGAAAACAUUUUGUGAAAGCCUGCUUUGUUCCACAGCAUUGUCUCCACUCUUGAGGAGCAGAAGCAUAUAUCUUUAUGAGAAAGAUGGAGGCUUGAGUUAUGAAAUACUUUUACAUUUAAGGAGAUAAAGGAUGUACAUAUGAAUGGGCACAUUUUACUGCACACUUCAGACGCUUUGACUUUUUUAAAAAAAUUGUUUCUCCGUGUGUCUUUAACCACCCAGUACCAUACUUUUUUCUUGAUCUGGAUCUACUUGUCAAUUUCUUCUUUAUUUUUCUGUAGGAUGGAGAUGAUAUUGUAGCUGUUUGUACAUAAUGUAAUCCAGGGAGUCCUAAUUCUUCCCUCUGAUUGUGGUUUCUCAGCUUUUUUACUGCUCUUUAGAGAGAGUAAAUAGUUCAAAAUUCACCUCAACAAUUUUCUAGAGGUCAAUUUGGAACCAAAAAUGAAAUAAGACAUGUAGCUAAAGUAAGUUAAAAGAUUAUGAUAAACUCAGAAAAUAAACACAGAGAAGGAAUCUCAUUUUUCAGUCUUACAGAAGAUUGUGUGAAGGCUGACUAUACAUAAAGUGACUGGAAUUUUAACAGGUGAACCUGCAUAUGUAUAUGCAGGUAGUUGUCACCAUGGAUUGAGUCCAGUCGUAGUAAUUAAUAUGUUUAAUCAGAAUAUUUUGGAAUUUCUCUUUUGGUAUUCUUUUUGUUUCUUUUAUUGUUUUUAAUUGACAAUGUUUAUGGGGUUUGGUGUGAUAUUUCAAUACAUGUGUGCUAAGAGUAAUGAUCAAAUCAGGGUAAUUAGCAUAUCCAUCUCAAUCAUUUAUCAUUUCUUUGUGUUUAGAAACAUUCACAGUCUGCUUUUCUAGCUAUUUGAAAAUAUAAAAUGUAUUAUUGCCAAUUGUACUCAUUCUGCAGUGCCACAGAACACUACAACUUAUUCAAAUGGAAUCUUACUUGCUGUAAUUUUGUAUUUGUUAACCAAUCUCUAUCUGCCUCUCUGCUGUCCUUCCCAGCCUCUGGUUACCACCAUUCUCAACCUUUUAUGCUUGCAUAUGAGUAGAAACAUGGAGUAUUUCUCUUUCUGUGUCUAGCUUAUUUCACUUAAUGUCUUUCAAGCUCAUUCAUGUUGCUGUGAAUGACAGGUUUAUUUUUCAUGGCUGAGUAGUAUUCCAUUGUGUAUAUAUGCCAUGUUUUCUUUCUUCAUUCAUCUGAUAAUGGACACUUAGACUGAUUUCUUAGCUAUUAUGAAUAGUGCUUCAAUAAACAUAGGAGUGUAGAUCUCUCUUUGA
Messenger RNA from Homo sapiens (human), 3850 nucleotides. RefSeq names its product zinc finger protein 460 (gene ZNF460). NCBI's taxonomy places the organism in Eukaryota, Metazoa, Chordata, Mammalia, Primates, Hominidae. Gene Ontology annotation, molecular function: sequence-specific double-stranded DNA binding. The transcript has 3 exons. Gene Ontology annotation, biological process: regulation of transcription by RNA polymerase II; regulation of DNA-templated transcription. The record is from RefSeq and is marked validated. Gene Ontology annotation, cellular component: nucleus. The coding region runs from base 323 to 2011 and encodes 562 amino acids.